GUUCUCCAGUCCACACUGUACAAGAAACUUGCAAUCAUGCUUGGAUCUUGCCUCCGGGCCCUCACCAGGGCAUCGCAGGCAUCGAGAAAGAAUGGCAUGCAGCUACAACACCUGCGGUUUCUCAAUGUCCACGAGUAUCAGGGCGCUGAGUUGAUGAGCCAAUACGGGGUCAAUGUUCCUCCUGGCAUUCCAGUCUUCAAGCUGGAUGAAGUGCUGCCAGCAGCAAAAAAGAUGGCUGAUGCAGAAGGCCAGGUUGUGGUGAAGAGUCAGAUCCUGGCUGGUGGACGAGGCUUGGGCAAGUUCAAGAGCGGCUUGCAAGGCGGGGUGCACAUCUGCAGCGUUGAUGAGGCACCCAAGCUGGCAGAGCAGAUGCUUGGACAGGUUCUUGUCACAAAGCAGACUGGCCCAGCGGGGAAGCCUGUCAACACCCUGUACAUUGCCAACAAGAUGAGCUUUGCAAACGAGAUGUACUUUGCAAUCCUGCUCGACAGGGCUUCUGCAGGGCCCAUGAUCAUUGCAUGCAGCGAAGGCGGGACUAGCAUUGAGGAUCUGGCAGAGAAGUACCCAGAGAAGAUCAUAAAGAUCACCAUUGACAUCUUCGAGGGCAUUACAGACGCUCAGGCCAACCAAGCUGUGGAGGCACUGAAGGUCAGUGGUGACAAGAAGGCAGCGGCAGACCAGAUCAAGGCUCUCUACGAGACCUUUGUGAAGAGCGACUGCACCAUGGUCGAGGUGAAUCCUCUGGCUGAGACGACAGAUGGCCGCCUCGUGGCAGCCGAUGCGAAGCUGGGCUUCGAUGACAACGCAGCCUUCAGGCAGAAGGAGCUCUUUGCCAAGCGGGACUCGUCCCAGGAGGACCCCAGGGAGGUGGCGGCGGGCAAGUUUGAUCUGAACUACAUCGGGCUAGACGGCAACAUCGGCUGCAUGGUCAACGGUGCUGGCCUGGCCAUGGCGACCAUGGACAUCAUCAAGCUGCAUGGCGGAUCCCCCGCCAACUUCCUGGACGUGGGAGGCAAUGCCUCCGAGCAGCAGGUGGUGGAGGCAUUCAAAAUCCUCACAUCAGACCCCCAAGUCAAGGCCAUCAUGGUCAACAUCUUUGGUGGCAUCAUGAAGUGCGAUGUCAUCGCUGCUGGCAUCGUCAACGCAGCAAAGGGGGUGGGCGUGUCAGUUCCCCUGAUAGUGAGGUUAGAGGGCACCAAUGUGGAGAAGGGCAAGGAGAUCCUGAGCAACAGCGAUGUGGACAUCAUAGCAGCUGAUGACCUGGACGAUGCUGCAACCAAGGCAGUCAAGUCCAUCCAAUGACUGCUGGCAGCUGACUGAGCUGGCCUGUACUAUACUUUUUGCAGGAAUUCUUAUCGUGACAGAAAGGCAUAGAUCAUCACUAGCAUCACUGUUCUGGGGGCUUGUAGUCGAUGAGUUGGCUGAGAGGUCUUGUCCUGCAAACAACCAAGAGUCUCACAGAGAUUAGUGUUAGCCGCCUCGGGGUCUAAGGUCUUUGUUGGGUCGUGUGACUGUUCGUCAUGCCACAUAUUUUGUUCAAGAGGUGUUUAAAAUUCUACAUUAUGAAGUGUCACCAAGUGAGUGCAUUCUCGCAGUUGCAUGUAUACCUACGUAGGUGGAACGCGGGUUCGCAGUAGCUUUAUUAAUAUCGUCUUGCAUUC
Messenger RNA from Coccomyxa subellipsoidea C-169, 1661 nucleotides. RefSeq names its product succinate-CoA ligase beta chain. The record is from RefSeq and is a predicted model, not a curated record. The coding region runs from base 37 to 1302 and encodes 421 amino acids. NCBI's taxonomy places the organism in Eukaryota, Viridiplantae, Chlorophyta, Trebouxiophyceae, Coccomyxaceae. Gene Ontology annotation, biological process: tricarboxylic acid cycle; succinyl-CoA metabolic process. Gene Ontology annotation, cellular component: mitochondrion; succinate-CoA ligase complex. The transcript is spliced from 11 exons. Gene Ontology annotation, molecular function: metal ion binding; ATP binding; succinate-CoA ligase (ADP-forming) activity.